Messenger RNA from Camellia sinensis, 444 nucleotides. The record is from RefSeq and is a predicted model, not a curated record. NCBI's taxonomy places the organism in Eukaryota, Viridiplantae, Streptophyta, Magnoliopsida, Ericales, Theaceae.
AUGUCCCUGAUAAAGAAGCUUGAUCUUCCUACUGACUCGCCAUUGCGCCAGGCCGACGCUAUUCCUUUACCAUUUCCUCCACCUCUUCCUGAAGGCGAAUCAGAGACUGAGGCAGAUGCUGAGGAUGAGGAUGGGGAUGAGGAGAAAAAUGAUGACGAAGCCUUGGUAAGGAAAUCGAAGGAUGGUGCUGAAGCCAAGUCCCCUCCUUCUGCUGAGCAGGUUAUGGACUUAACCUUGGAUGAGGAGGGUGAUGAGGUUGAGGGGGCAACCAAGGAAAUUGUCACUGGGCAGCUAUCGUCCGAUCUUCUCUUGGUAGAAAGAAGUGUUGAGAAAACAUUAGCAGAGAUUGAUGCCGAGAUACAAGCGGAAAAAGUGGCCGAGGAGGUUCUUCCAGAAUCGUCUGAGGUCCCAAUCCUUGCAGCGGCUAGUACUGAGGAGUCUUGA